Vicia villosa (hairy vetch) is the source of this 1637-nucleotide messenger RNA. RefSeq names its product phosphatidylglycerophosphate phosphatase 1, chloroplastic/mitochondrial-like. Bases 206 to 1273 code for a protein of 355 amino acids. NCBI's taxonomy places the organism in Eukaryota, Viridiplantae, Streptophyta, Magnoliopsida, Fabales, Fabaceae. The record is from RefSeq and is a predicted model, not a curated record. The transcript has 6 exons. Gene Ontology annotation, molecular function: phosphatidylglycerophosphatase activity.
CAAAUAUUUCUCACUCGUCCUUCUAUUGAAAACAACCCACUGCAGCGGCGGCAAAAACCACUCCCUCACUCUCUCAAUCACUUUUCACGAUUCCCUUUUCCUCAUCCACAACUCACUCAUCAUUUCCCUUCCUAGAUCAUUGAAGCAUACAGCUGUAGCAACAUGUGGUCAAGCAUUAAUUAAGCAAGAAAAACUAUUUAAAAAAAUGCUGUCUACUAGUGCUGCUGCUCAGCUUCCCAGUUGCUCGUACCGCAUUCCCAGCCUUCUUAAUGUCCAUCAUCAUACUCGACAAAAGAGAAAACUCACCACUCUAUCACUUGCCAAUGCAGAUAACCAAAUCCCUCUCAGAAACUUCUACGGUCCAAGUCUUCCUCAGACAUACAGUUGCUGCAACGGGAUAGAAAGCAAUUACAGGUCUAGUCACAAUUCCAAUUCAGAUCAGAACGACAGACACCUAUUCCUUAUUAAAUUCUUCUCACUUGCUGAAUCAGAAGACACCGGUAAUCAAAAUCCAGAAACCAGAAACCACAGUGAACAUCAAGUAGACAGACAAAGGGAAUUCAGGGAAAACGACACAAACAUAGCACUUUUCACUCAGAUGUGGUGGGUAGAUUUGAAAGCGGCAUUCGGCCAAAGCAUCAACUUUGAGGGCAUUCUCUGUUCAACUAUGGUGAUCUUAAAAGACCCACAUUUGGCUGUGCCCCAUAUUUCAGUUCGUGAUAUAAGAUACAUUGACUGGGCUGCUCUACGUAGAAAGGGAUUUAAGGGUGUUGUCUUUGACAAAGAUAAUACUAUUACAGCGCCCUACUCUUUAACGCUGUGGCCUCUACUCGAGUCUUCACUGGAAAGUUGUAAAUCAGAGUUUGGUCCAGAUAUUGCUGUAUUCAGUAACUCAGCUGGACUUCGCGAGUAUGACCAUGAUGGUUCAAAGGCUAGGAAUCUUGAGAGUGCGAUUGGAAUUAAAGUCAUCAGACACAGAGUGAAGAAGCCAGGUGGCACAGCUGAAGAAGUUGAAAAGCAUUUUGGCUGUGAUUCAUCACAGUUAAUCAUGGUGGGUGACCGUCCCUUCACUGACAUUGUUUAUGGCAAUCGAAAUGGAUUUCUUACUAUCUUGACAGAGCCAUUGAGUCUUACCGAGGAGCCAUUUAUUGUUAAGCAGGUGAGGAAGCUAGAAACUACAUUUGUAAAUUACUGGUCUAGAAAAGGAUUGAAGCCCCCUGAGCAGAAGCUAUUGCCAGAUCCCAGACAUUGUGUCAAAGAGCCACGUCCUUGAUAGACCUGUCUCCAAAAGACACGAAUUUUUUAGGUCAUCAAAAUGCUCCCCCUUAGUGUAAUGCAUACAAGUGAAUUUUUGUUAAAUUAUUUAGUUUUUUUUUUUUCAUUUUACAAAACUGGUAAUGUAUCUCCCACCUCUCAAGCCUUUUUGGUAAGUUAAGGUAUCUCCUCUUACUAAAUCUGUGUUUCCUUGGGAAGGGGCGGGUAGAAAAAAAAAUCAGAAAAAUAGUUUUCAAUACAUUUUAACUUUUAUAAUUUUAUUUUAAACAACUCUCACCCUUAGUCUUUUAUAACUAAAGUCAGAAGUAUGCAGUAAGUUGUUCAGACUCUGAUAUAGAUGAUUGAAUGUACAAUAUAAUUUA